This is a messenger RNA of Staurois parvus, 225 nucleotides long. The record is from the annotation of a GenBank genome assembly. Lineage: Eukaryota; Metazoa; Chordata; Amphibia; Anura; Ranidae.
UGCCCAAUCAUUGGCGUCAGUGGGAGGAAUAGUGCCUCAUCAUUGGCGUCAGUGGGAGGAAAUAGUGCCCCAUCAUUGGCGUCAGUGGGGAGGAAUAGUGUCCCAUCAUUGGUGUCAGUGGGAGGAAUUGUCCCAUCAUUGGUGUCAGUGGGAGGAAUAGUGUCCCAUCAUUGGCGUCAGUGGGAGGAAAUAGUGUCCCAUCAUUGGCGUCAGUGGGAGGAAUAG